AUGCCAGCAGAUGCUACAGAGAUCCUACCACCGCUUCUCCCCGUCUCGCCUGAGGAUUAUGGAGCGUGGGUGAUCACCGUGAGUACCAUCUUAUUGAUCGUCACGGCUUUGGCGACUACUGUGACGCUUAUCUCCCGGGUGAGAAUCCUUCACUCGCUGAGUUGGAGUGAUAUAUUCCUCAUUGCGGCAAUGGUGUUUUUCAUUCCUCAAACCACCUGUGUGAAUAUUGCUAGUUCGAACGGUAUCGGUAAGCACAGAAAGAUUUUGAGUGAUGUGAUGUUUGAAUCUUAUAGCAAUUUUCUGUACGCAAGUCAGAUCCUCUCCGUCGUCGUGUUAGCUUGCUCCAAAGCGUCCGUUGCACUCCUCCUGAUCUCCAUAAAGCCGUUUAGUGUAGCCCUUCUCGCGUGUAAGAUGCUUCUAGGGUUGAUUGGAGCCUGGACCAUUGCCUUUACAAUCGCUCUAGCAGUUGAAUGUGCGCAAACCCAGGUGUGGGACCUCAACCUCGGCAGACGCAUGAACGAAGAAGCACUUUACACGGGUCUGGCUGUGAGUCACAUACUGCUUGACAUAGGGCUCGUCGUAUUACCUAUGACCCUGAUGUGGAAGGUCCAGAUGUCGCAGUGGAAGUGCUUCCAAAUCUGCGCUCUCUUUGGACUACGCGUCCUGGUGCCUGUCCUGACUAUACCAUAUAUCAUGUCUCUUCGCCCUGUUUUCCACUCAACGCCCCUGGACCAAUCGUGGCAUAUCCUCAUGCCAACAAUAUGGCUACAAUUGAUACAAAGUGCCUCUAUCCUUUGCACGUGUAUCCCAAGCCUCAAGCGGGCGCUCGCCGAGCUACAAACCGGGAUGAUGGCUGGUACUGUUUCGGAAUUUUUCGAACUUUCAGUCUCUGGGGCACAUAGCACGAUAGAGGGUUCUACGUCAAAAUCAGGAAGACAGAGCGCGAAUGGGGCCGGGCAUUCCGGACUAAACUCAGGGAACUUGAAAGGCCUAUGUCACGGCGAGCACAGAAGGAUGAUAGAACCCAGUGAGAGCAUGCGAGAUCUUAGAGAGGGUUCUAUAGUUCAGACCAGCGAGUAUGAUGUGCGCUGGGAGCUAGUCGUACAGCUCGUCUGCGUACAGGGCUACCUGAUCGAUACGUACCAGGUAUACGCGGGCGAGCGCAAUGGCGAGUGUGAUGCUUCUAAGGAAUUUAUUGGGGUUUGGGUUGCCGCUGGUGGCGCCUAG
Messenger RNA from Aspergillus pseudonomiae, 1227 nucleotides. RefSeq lists its product as uncharacterized. The record is from RefSeq and is a predicted model, not a curated record. Bases 1 to 1227 code for a protein of 408 amino acids. The transcript has 5 exons. Lineage: Eukaryota; Fungi; Ascomycota; Eurotiomycetes; Eurotiales; Aspergillaceae.